Messenger RNA from Linum tenue, 808 nucleotides. Lineage: Eukaryota; Viridiplantae; Streptophyta; Magnoliopsida; Malpighiales; Linaceae. The record is from the annotation of a GenBank genome assembly.
ACCAUGUAUACCUCUGACCCCUCGUUCUACAAACCGCGCCUGAAUCCCAAAGCAGCGUGCAGAGACUGAUCGGGCGCCGUUAAUAAGAAAGGAAAGGUCGACCAUUUCCCAAUCUGAGCCUUCUGUAAAUGGCGAGUCGAGAUAUACCUGCGUCCGUUGCUUCUUCUUCGUUUGCCCAAUCGGGGGAAGAAGAUGAUCAGGCGCUACUAUACUACGGAGCCGAGUCGGGUUGGGUGGAGGCCCGAAAGUCCUGCAAUCACCUGGCUGCUUCACUCUCCCCUGAUCUCACUCACAUUCCCAGUCCCGCUUCCUUUUGCUCCAGGUGCGAGCAUCCAAAGGAGAACUGGCUGUGCCUGUCCUGCAAGGAAGUCCUGUGCAGCCGUUUUGUGAACAAGCACAUGCUGCAACACUACCAGCAGCAGACCAACCAUUGUGUGGCUCUCAGCUACAGUGACCUAUCGGUGUGGUGUUUCGCGUGUGAUGCGUAUCUAGAUGCAACGGCAAUAGAGCAGCUGAGGCAUGUGCAUGAAACAGCUUACAUCUUGAAGUUCGGCGAGGCUCCUCCAUUCAUCCCGGGAGGCGUUCCUGCCACAGAGUGAACAACUUCUUCUGGGACGAGUUGAUCUUCACCUUGCUUGCCAAGUCUUCUGUUGUUUUCCCUUUCUUUUGAUAUGUGGAGUGUCGGGUUUUACUUUUGUCUGCUACGGUUCUGAAAAUCGUGUUGGAUAUGCAUUAUUAUGAUCUAGUUACAAACACAGUGGCCGAAUGAUUACAUGGGGCUAGUAGCAAAGUACCUAGUUUCUUUCAG